Fusarium oxysporum Fo47 is the source of this 1232-nucleotide messenger RNA. RefSeq names its product ribonuclease P 40kDa subunit. Gene Ontology annotation, cellular component: multimeric ribonuclease P complex; ribonuclease MRP complex. Gene Ontology annotation, molecular function: ribonuclease MRP activity; ribonuclease P activity. The transcript has 6 exons. Lineage: Eukaryota; Fungi; Ascomycota; Sordariomycetes; Hypocreales; Nectriaceae. Gene Ontology annotation, biological process: endonucleolytic cleavage in ITS1 to separate SSU-rRNA from 5.8S rRNA and LSU-rRNA from tricistronic rRNA transcript (SSU-rRNA, 5.8S rRNA, LSU-rRNA); tRNA 5'-leader removal; tRNA 3'-end processing. Bases 72 to 1145 code for a protein of 357 amino acids. The record is from RefSeq and is a predicted model, not a curated record.
CUUACACACGCGCAGAAACAGCAUUCGGCAUCACACACGGUAUAAUAUCAUACUUUUCCUGACCUUCAACCAUGUUUCCAGCUGCUGCGCCGUCGAUUUAUCAAUCGCCAAAAUGUUUUGUUUCAUACGGCACUAUGGGUUACCUUGAUACCAAGCAAGCUCCUCGCAAGGGCAAGCCUUGGACCGCAGUUAUGUCGUUGGAUUUCAUUCAUAAGGUUGAUCUAAUUCUACCUUCAGAGGCCUACGAUGCUGCUUGUCAGCAGCUGAGCAACGCUCAAAAUGCCCCUCGCUACUCAAAGGUAGUAAUGUCGCUUGGAGAUAUUCUCCAAGGCGACUUUUUUACUGAGUACAUCAAAAAGGGUGAUAUCAUGAUGCUCUCGGAGGGACAGACAGCGGUUAGCACACUAUUUACCUUGCGCGAAGGUAUAUUAACCAUGUUCGUGGACAAGGAGACGUAUGAACGUGCAGGACUUGUUGGUAAACCAUAUGGUGCAAAGGGUGGGAGAGGGUCAAAACCACGUUGGGUGGUAACAUACAACCUUAGAGAUCCAUCCAUGCUUCGAGGACACAAAGGCUAUGACAGGCUGAUCUAUGCCUGCAAGUCUGUCUUCACUCAACCCAUGACAUGGCUCUUCUGCAAUAGCACAACCCAAACCCCGAAUCCUGAUCCCCUGCAAAAGUUCUCUCCCACAGCUUGUACAUCAACAUCCAACAUAUCGCAGGAUAUCGCUGUUCUUCAACCAAGUCUCGAUGUCGACCCAGAGGUUCUCUCUGAAAAUGAUCGCGAGUCUCUGGAAUACUUUGCCACAGAAGUUUACGAGUGGCUCUCACUCAUUCGCCUUGGUAGCUCGCGUGUGGAGCCUCGUGACAGCAUCGACCCCUAUCUUUCAAGGUAUUCUGUGCCAGGCGACGAUCCCAAGGAAUCCAAGGUCUGCAAGUUGAGUUGGGAGGGUUUCAUGUCAGCACAGUGGCUUCGUGGCUUGCUCAUGGAUGUGCUAGUUGCUUGUCCUUCGAGGGCAUGGGUUUCCCUUAGUGCUACGAGCUUCUCGAGAAGUGUAUCUGGCAACAGUGAUGACCUCACUAUCCUGAGACCACCCAGCGCGGCCGGGAGGUAUCUCAUGUGGGAGACAAAAUCGUCGGAUUGAACUCCUAAUCUUGCUUUGAUCGCACGUUUCGUUCAUCCCCGACACCACCCUCACCCAGAACAGCAUCCUCAACCAACUUCCGCAGCU